Molecule: messenger RNA, 1781 nt
Organism: Spizellomyces punctatus DAOM BR117
Lineage: Eukaryota; Fungi; Chytridiomycota; Chytridiomycetes; Spizellomycetales; Spizellomycetaceae
Exons: 6
Coding region: 89-1714 (541 amino acids)
Biological process (GO): carbohydrate metabolic process
Molecular function (GO): hydrolase activity, hydrolyzing O-glycosyl compounds; calcium ion binding
Source: RefSeq, a predicted model, not a curated record
CAGCACUUUUUGGUUUCCUUUUGUGUAGAUCUCAACUUAACAACUCUAGAUUUUCGCUUCUACCAAAAUCCAACUUUUAUCCCCCCCAAUGUCCGCUCCUCGUCGAAAACUACCUCCACCGCCAGUCGGUCUGACGAGGCGACAAACACAUCAUAAUGUCUCUAUCCCAUUAAAUGGAACUAUGAUUCAGUAUUUCGAAUGGCAUGUCCCCGCAGAUCAUAAACAUUGGACGCGUCUUAGAGACGAUGCUCAAAACUUGAAAGAUUUGGGAAUAACAGCGAUAUGGAUCCCUCCACCAACGAAAGGAUCGAGUCCCGCCUGUGUUGGGUACGCCACAUACGAUCUGUGGGAUCUUGGUGAAUUUGACCAGAAGGGCUCGGUGCCAACAAAAUAUGGAACCAAAGCAGAGCUCGUGGAUGCCAUAAAGGCGUGCAGACAACGGGGAAUAAACGUCUACGCAGACGCUGUCCUAAAUCACAAACUGGGUGCCGAUCAAACGGAAACUUUCAAAGCCGUCGAGGUAUCGCCGCAUAAUACUGAGCAAGAAGUAUCGGGAGAGCUGGAAGUGAAAGGCUGGACAAAGUUUGACUUCCCUGGAAGGGCAAACAAAUAUUCGGAUUUUAAAUGGCGUCACUAUCACUUUACUGGCAUUGAUUACAAUGCAGCAAAUAAGCGUCAAGCUAUAUACCGAAUACUAGGAGAAGGAAAGUACUGGUCUGAUAAUGUCGAUGGCGAGAGAGGCAAUUAUGACUACUUGAUGGGGGCGGACAUUGAUACAAGUCAUCCAGAGGUGGUCGAAGAACUCAAAAAGUGGGCAUUGUGGAUCAUAAAAGAACUGGACCUUUCUGGAUUCAGAUUGGACGCCGUCAAACACAUCGAUGCAAAGUUCAUGCAUGACUUGCUGGAACAUGUUCGAAAGAAUUCAAGUGUAGGAGAAAACUUUUUUUCAGUCGGGGAGUACUGGAAGAACUCUAUGAAAGACCUCGAAGACUAUCUUGACAUCCACGAGUGGAAACUGUCCUUGUUUGAUGUACCGCUUCACUUUAAUUUUGCGGAUGCUAGUAAAUUGGGCAAAUCUUAUGAUAUGAGAAAGAUCUUUGAUGGUACAUUGGUGCAAUCUCAUCCAAUGCAUGCGGUUACAUUUGUGAACAACCACGACACACAGCCGGGUGAAUCACUAGACUCGUGGGUCGCUCAUUGGUUCCAGCCGCUAGCCUACGCCCUGAUAUUACUUCGACGAGAUGGGUAUCCAUGCAUCUUUUACGGCGAUUUUUACGGUAUUGACGGCGAACAUCCCGUUCCCGCACACGCUGCGCCAGCCAUACGUAACCUGCUAAUUUUGCGAUCCCAAUUUGCGUUUGGGGAUCAGGAUGAUUACUUUGACCAUCCGAGUACUAUAGGAUGGGUCCGGCGUGGUUGUGAGCAGCGUCCUGCCGGAUUGGCAGUUGUGAUGUGUGCUGGGGAUGCGGGGUUCAAGCGGAUGUUUGUUGGUAGCGAGAGGAAUGGAGAAGAAUGGGUUGACGUAGCCGGGGGCCGUAAGGAAGUAUUGACCAUUGGCCAAGAUGGAUUUGCGGAUUUCCAAUGCAAUGGGGGUAGCGUAAGUGCCUGGAUUCCAAGAAAGGAAGCAGAGAAAACAUUCAAGUGGAAGCGGGAAGAGCUCGCGGCCCUAUCGGAAGCCAGUGAAACUGAAGGCGAGGACACUGUAGAACGGUAAGAUAAAAUGGAAAUAGUAGACAAAUGUACCAUAAUGAUGAACAAACGAUAUCUGGUCGAUCUUCUUG